GGAGAGAGAGAGAGGGAGAGAAAAAGGAAGCUCUUCGAUAAGUUUUUUUUCUAAUGUAUGUUUAUACAAAGUUACAGAUUAGCGCAAAGCGAAGAUCUGAUUCCAGCGUGUGUGUGUGAACCAGCAUGCCGGAGAGAGAGACCUGAAGGGGAGGACGGACACCGGUUUGUGAGCAGUCGUGCACAGCUGAUGACAACAUCAAAUAUUUACACUUUUUAAGGCCUUGGGCCUCGAGUGACCAUAGAAAGAUCCUGGACAGAGAGAGAGAGAAAAACAAUGUCCUCGGACUUGGACUCCAGCCUCACCAGUAUCGACUGGCUGCCUCAGCUGGGAUUCAGCAGCCUGCGCUCAGGCAGAGACAGAGGAGGAGGAGGAGGAGGGGAGAGAGACAAGAAGAGAGACCGAGGGAGAGAGAGAGCGGACUUGUUACCCGCGGUGCCGGACCCCUCUCAGUCGAACUGUAAAGGGAAGCCCCCUCACAGCUACGCCACGCUCAUCGCCAUGGCAAUAGCAGCUGCUCCGGAAAGGAAGCUGAGCCUGAAUGACAUCUACACCUGGAUCAGUGACACCUUCCCGUACUACAGCCGGGCAGGCCGCGGAUGGAAGAACUCCAUUCGCCACAAUCUGUCCCUGAACAAAUGUUUCAGGAAAGUUCCUCGACCACAGAGUGACCCCGGCAAGGGCUCUUACUGGACGAUGGAUGGCCCUUCAGAGGUGAAUCAAGCGAGGGCGCCUAAACGCCCCUAUCCUGGGGAGGAUAAUGACGGGGAGGAGUUGCAGGUUCCUCGGCUCCCAGAGAGAGAGCCUUCCCCCCGUCAGCCUCAAGCAGCGUCGAACACAGACCACCAGCUCCUCAGCUCGGAUCCACCCUGCUCUGCCUCCCUCUGUCCUCCCCCACCGAAGCAACCGUCCCCGUACAUGCCGCGCCCCGUCUCCAGCCUCCCUCACCCGUCCGUCUCCCCCUCGGCCGUGCUCCCCCCCGCCGCCUCCAUGCCUUCCAUCGCCUCCUUCCCUCACCCUCACCCACCCGUCUCCUCCUCCUACUCCAGCCUGGCUCCCUCUGCUGCCCCUCUGUCUGCAGCUGGCAUGUCUUCCGCCUCUCCGGCCGCUGUUUCUUUCUCUGACGCCUCGCUGUCCUCCGGUCCCGCUCCCGUCUCUACUUUCUCCUGCACUCUCAACUCGACGCCCGUGCCCGUUUGCACGGCGGCCGGAGCCGGUCACUCCUCGGCGCAGGCCGGCCCCCAGCCCUCUGUGGCCGGCCCUCCUGCUGCCAUGGCGAACUCCUCCACCGACCCCGCACAGCGCUUCACCUUCGACGAGCUCAACUUACCAGACCUGUACGCAUCUUUCAAGUCGCUCUGCAAGACGAUGCGGGAGCGGGGAGGCUCGCAGUCGGAUGUUGCUCCCCUAACUGUUCCAAACAAUGACACUACUCCACUGCACACUCCAACUCUCCUUCCAAUGUCCCCUCAUCCCGUCCCCGUCCCCGGACCAUCUGCUCCGGCCGCACACCCCCCUGACCCGGAGCGUAUUUCACACUGCUCCGUGCCGCCGGACUGGUUCAGUAACCAGGACUCCCUGAAGGAGAGCUUCCGCAUCGCCAGCAGUCUGGACUGGGCGAACAUCGACCUCUCCGGUCACCCAGACCUGCUGGAGAGCAUGCGGCAGGCCGAGCUGUCCGACUGGGCCCUGGACCCGGCGCUUUUCACUUCCCUCUGCGACUCUCUGAACCGCUUCUUCACUCAGAAAGGCAUGAUCACCCCGGGGUGCGGCUCUCCCGUCGCCCUCGGAGCGCCUCCCCCGCCCUUCCCCGCCAACCCGACCCCCACCCUCGCCAGCCUCACUCACCCUUCGCCCAUUGGCUACUCUCCGCUGGUUUCCAACGGCGCCCAGCCGCCUCGCAGGGCCGUGCACAUGCAGGGGCCCAGCUUCCCGAGGCCACAGCUAACGCAGCCGGCAAGCACAACCGCCGGGAUCCAGCCUCAGCCGCUGGCGCCGCGGCAGCAGCGUCCUCCUCUCAAGAGUCUCCACAGCAACAGCGAGGAGAUCCAGGACGACUUCGACUGGGACUCUCUGCUGGUGUGACACCUGCAGUGUGUUUGUGUGUGUGUGCGUGAAGAACUUUUCAGAGAAAUGUCAGCGGUCAUUUUUGCCUAACUCUUAGUCACGGCUGCCUCACUGUUGUAUAUUUCAAAGCUUUGUUGAGAGGAAGUCUGGGAUCAAGGUCGUCGCACAAGACUGAAUGUCGUAUUUCAUUCAAGGUUGAAAUCGUCUUUUCCGUUUGUUACUCGAAUCAUAUGCUGUACUAGUGUUGGUAGUUAGUAUGGAACAAACGUUGGGCCACAACAGGGUGAAUUUGAACAGCAUCUUUUUAACUAUGUGUUCAGUUUGACAUUCAAUUUUACAUUUUUUUCAAGGAAAAUGGCACUCGGAAAACAAGAAAACACUAAAUUAUAAAAUAAAAAUGUAUUUUUAAGGACAUCAGCUCACCAAGGGGUAAACAGUCAAACUGCACAAUUUUUGCAGCAAAAUUUCCUUUUGGUAAAAAUUAAUAAUAUAAACUGAUUUCACUAAAUUAACUAAAUCUGACCAUAUUUUGAUUUAAAAGAAAAUUUGUCUCAAACAACUUUUGAUUCCCUUGAAGAAAAAAAUGUACACAUACACACAAAACCCCAGACUCCUCACACAAGACGUGAAAGAGCACAUCCAAUAAACACAGUGCCCAUUUAAUAUUAAAAUCUAAUCUGUACUGGUUAGAACUCUCAAAUCACAAUCUCCGUGUGGAGUUUGCAUGUUUUCCCCGAGCGUGCUGGGUUUCAGAUUCUGCUGGUGGUGGUGCACGGUUCGUUCCAUAGUCGAGCUUCUCAUACUGUGUCGCAGGUAAAAGGCAGGCUGGUGUUUGUUCCACAUUAGAAUUUAUGAA
Molecule: messenger RNA, 2923 nt
Organism: Salarias fasciatus (jewelled blenny)
Lineage: Eukaryota; Metazoa; Chordata; Actinopteri; Blenniiformes; Blenniidae
Gene: foxj2
Product: forkhead box J2
Exons: 10
Coding region: 277-2085 (602 amino acids)
Biological process (GO): regulation of transcription by RNA polymerase II
Cellular component (GO): nucleus
Molecular function (GO): DNA-binding transcription factor activity, RNA polymerase II-specific; RNA polymerase II cis-regulatory region sequence-specific DNA binding
Source: RefSeq, a predicted model, not a curated record